Exophiala dermatitidis NIH/UT8656 is the source of this 3942-nucleotide messenger RNA. RefSeq names its product glycine dehydrogenase. Gene Ontology annotation, cellular component: glycine cleavage complex; mitochondrion. The coding region runs from base 167 to 3376 and encodes 1069 amino acids. NCBI's taxonomy places the organism in Eukaryota, Fungi, Ascomycota, Eurotiomycetes, Chaetothyriales, Herpotrichiellaceae. The record is from RefSeq and is a predicted model, not a curated record. Gene Ontology annotation, biological process: glycine decarboxylation via glycine cleavage system. Gene Ontology annotation, molecular function: glycine binding; glycine dehydrogenase (decarboxylating) activity; pyridoxal phosphate binding. The transcript has a single exon.
GAUCAAUCAAGAAUGACCCACUGCCGUUGUGAAACUCAGCAGACCAACAAUCAUCAUCUUGAAUUCCUUCUGUUUGAUGUCGACUUUGCAGGUUGUCGAAUACCUGUAAACGGUACAUUCGGGCAAUGAGGUCGACGUUAUAGUUGUCCCUAUCAAGUCUUCGACCAUGUCUACCCCGGCCGUGGCGCGCCCUCGUGCCUCUCUGCCAGUUACGCGAUUGCUGCGCUCUCCUCCGCAACGGAUCAAUCCUUUCCAACUGUGCAGGAGAUGUCUCUCCGUCCAGCAGAGGCGGUUGCAGCACGUCUCCUCCGAGUCACGACGGACACCUGGCCCUGUGUUUCUCCAGCGAGAUGAGUUCUUCAGCCAACGCCACAUCGGCCCCUCACCCGAGGACGAGGUGCAGAUGGUGAAGGCUCUCGACCCGCCUGCAAAAGACCUGAACGAUUUCAUCCGCCAGACUCUGCCUCCCGACAUUCUGACCGAAGGGGAACUGCGGUUGCAGAAUGCGUUCAAAAAGGGCAACGUGCAGGGCGUUCACGAGGUGGGCAUUGAGAGGGAAUUGCUCACCCUUGCACACGAGAACAAAAACUACACUACUUUUAUCGGAGCAGGGUACUAUGGCACAAACACCCCGACCGUGAUUCAAAGAAACGUCCUCGAAAGCCCCGCCUGGUAUACAAGCUACACGCCUUACCAAGCGGAGAUCAGCCAGGGCCGUUUGGAGUCGUUGUUGAAUUUCCAGACUCUCGUGACUGACUUGACUGGUCUGGCGAUUGCCAAUGCUUCUGUUUUGGAUGAAGGGACGGCUGCCGCAGAGGCCAUGACUCUGUCAAUGAAUGCGCUCCCCAUGUCUCGCCAGAAGAAGCCAGGAAAGACGUUUGUGGUUUCACACCUUGUCCACCCGCAAACAAUUGCCGUGCUUGAAUCCCGGGCAUCGGGCUUCGGCAUCAACGUCGUUGUUGGGGAUAUUCUUGAGGAAGAUUUCAAGCUCGUCAAGGACCAGGGUGCAAACUUGAUGGGUGUUUUGGCUCAAUAUCCAGACACCACUGGAGGAGUUCACAAUUUGCAAAAACUGUCGGAUACAGUCCAUGCUGCUGAGGCUACUUUCUGUGUGGCCACCGAUUUGCUUGCCCUGACUCUUCUCAAAGCGCCCGGUGACUUUGGGGCCGACGUGGCCUUUGGAAAUGCCCAGCGGUUCGGUGUGCCUUUGGGUUAUGGUGGGCCUCACGCUGCCUUCUUCGCUUGUAGUGAGAAACACAAACGAAAAAUCCCGGGUCGUCUGGUAGGAGUGUCGAAAGACCGUCUGGGGAAACAGGCUCUUCGGUUGGCAUUGCAGACGCGCGAGCAGCAUAUCCGCAGAGAAAAGGCCACCAGCAAUAUCUGCACCGCUCAAGCCCUCCUGGCGAACAUGAGCGCCUUCUACGCCAUUUACCAUGGACCUCAUGGACUCAAGAAGAUUGCCAAGCGGAUCUGGGCCAUGGCCAAGUUCGCCCAGGCAAUGCUUGAGAAGAAAGGGCUGAAAGUGGUCAAUCAAGGUGUGCGCGAUGAUGGUGCCGUGCUGUUCGAUACCGUGGUCGUGGAGCCUCGCAGUGUGAAGCAAUAUGAGGAAAUCUUGCGACAUGCCAAGGAGAGCGACGUCCUUCUCCGGACCAGUGUCCCUGGUGGUACGGGCAAAGUACCAAGGCUUGGGUUUUCGCUUGACGAGACGGUCACCAGCACGAGUCUUUCGAAAUUGCUGCAAUGCUUUGGGGUGCAGAGCGACGAAUACGUUGCCGCCUUUUCUGAUUCCGAGAUUAUCAAAAAGGUCAACGAUGACAGUCUGCCUCAAGAUUUGCAGCGGCAGACCCCUUACUUGACUCAUCCGGUUUUCAACCAGCAUCAUUCGGAAACCCAACUGCUUAGGUACAUCCAUCACCUACAGUCGAAAGAUUUGUCGCUAGUGCAUUCGAUGAUACCGCUGGGUUCAUGCACGAUGAAGCUGAACGGCACGACGGAGAUGUUGCCUGUUUCAUACCCGGGAUUCUCCAAAAUCCAUCCAUUCACCCCUAUCCAUCUCGCUCAGGGUUACAAGAAAUUGAUCAAACGGUUGUCGGAUUCUCUGGUGGCCAUUACCGGCAUGCAUGAGGUCAGUCUGCAGCCCAACUCGGGCGCCCAGGGAGAAUUCGCCGGCCUGCGAGUGAUCAAGAAAUACCUCGACACCAAGGACCCGUCAAAGAAGAGGAACAUUUGUCUCAUUCCAGUUUCGGCCCACGGGACUAAUCCUGCAUCCGCUGCUAUGGCAGGGAUGAAGGUUGUCCCGUUGAAAUGCGACACCAAAACCGGCAAUCUCGAUCUCAAGGACUUGAAGGAGAAAUGCGAAAAGCACAAGGACGAACUGGCCGCCAUCAUGGUCACAUAUCCCAGCACAUUUGGAGUGUUUGAACCGGGUAUUAGGGAAGUGUGCAAGAUUGUCCACGAGCAUGGAGGUCAGGUCUACAUGGACGGAGCCAACCUCAACGCACAAAUUGGCCUAUGCAGUCCUGGCGAGAUCGGUGCCGACGUGUGCCAUCUCAACCUCCACAAGACAUUCUGUAUUCCCCACGGCGGCGGUGGUCCCGGCGUGGGACCGAUCGCGGUGAAAGAACAUUUGCGGCCAUUCCUUCCCAUGCAUCCUCACGUCGAUCCUCACCCCGGCGGGGAGAAUCGAGCGACGACGGCGAUUUCGCCCGUCAGUUCGGCGCCCUGGGGCAGCGCGUCGAUCCUCCCGAUCAGUUACGCGUACAUCCAGCUGAUGGGUAGCGCGGGACUCAAACACGGGACCGAGAUUGCGCUGCUCAAUGCCAACUAUAUCAUGUCACGACUUCGACCACACUAUCCCAUCAUGUACACGAAUGCCAAUGGACGGUGCGCGCACGAGUUUAUCUUGGACACGCGCAAGUUCAAGGAGACGGCGGGCAUCGAGGCCGUCGACAUUGCGAAACGUCUUCAAGAUUACGGCUUCCAUGCGCCCACCAUGAGUUGGCCCGUGGCCAAUACGCUCAUGAUCGAACCGACCGAGUCGGAAUCGAAAGACGAACUCGAUCGGUUCUGCGACGCACUCAUCCAAAUCCGCAAGGAGAUCCAGGCCAUUGAAGAUGGCCAGGUGCCCCGUGAAGGCAACGUGCUCAAAAUGUCGCCUCACCCUAUGGUCGAUUUGACAAGGGACAAUUGGGAUCGUCCGUAUUCCCGUGAACAAGCCGCUUAUCCUCUCCCGUGGCUGAAGGAGAAGAAGUUCUGGCCUAGUGUUGCAAGGGUGGAUGAUGCGUAUGGUGAUACUAAUUUGUUUUGUACGUGUACGCCGGUCGAGGGGUAUGAAGAGGAGGGGAUUACUGGGUCGCAAGCGCCGAUGCCGACUUGAGUAAGGUACCGAGGGAUUCUACUGAGUUGAGCGAAGUGGGUGGUGUACCUGGUAUACCUGGGAUAUGGUACCGACAUGUGGUAUUGUCGCUGGGACAUGACUCUGUGACAUGAUACUGGUACAGUACAUGGUGCGUGGGACAUGGAUAUCUGUCUCUCGCGAGGCUUUGCGUGACCUCCUCGGUCAAUGACACCUUGUGUGAUUUGACCUGGAACUAUUAUUAUUAUUAUUAUUAUCGCUAUAGCGUGGGCAUUCAUCAUCUGCCUUGAGCUCGCACUGCGUGGUCCGAUUGGGGGACACAAGUCGGUAUGUUAAAUAGGUACUAUGACAGACACAGCAAAGGGAGUUCAACAUUCCCAGAGUCUGGAAGAAUAAAGGAAUCAGCAUCAAUAAUGAAUUUGAAUUUGAGUCACUUUGCAGGAGAGCAGCAGCAGAUUUUAAGUCGGUGCUAGUAGCAGCAGCAUUUAUUUUAAAAGUACCAGCAUGGCAAUUCAACAGCAAUCCGAGUCCUUGUCAUUUUUGAUAUUGAUACAAGCUGGGAUUGAGUAAAGAUAUUAUGUUUCAUU